Mirounga angustirostris (Northern elephant seal) is the source of this 1008-nucleotide messenger RNA. Its product is annotated as olfactory receptor 2M5-like. Lineage: Eukaryota; Metazoa; Chordata; Mammalia; Carnivora; Phocidae. Gene Ontology annotation, cellular component: plasma membrane. Gene Ontology annotation, biological process: detection of chemical stimulus involved in sensory perception of smell; G protein-coupled receptor signaling pathway. Gene Ontology annotation, molecular function: olfactory receptor activity; G protein-coupled receptor activity. The record is from RefSeq and is a predicted model, not a curated record.
AUGAGGAGUGGGAAUGAGACAGAAACCACAGAUUUCAUUCUCCUGGGCUUCUUCCCUGAAUUUAAGCACAUCACAGCCAUGGCCUCCAUCAUUCUCCUGAUCUACGUGGCUGCCUUCACUGGCAACACUCUUCUGAUCCUCCUCAUUUGGUUGUAUUCCCAUCUCCACACCCCCAUGUACUUCCUUCUCAGUCAGCUCUCCUUAAUGGACUUGACUUUGACCUCUAGCAUUGUCCCCAUGAUGGCAGCCAACUUCUUCUGGAUGGCUGAGCUAUCAUUCAUGGCUUGUGGGACUCAAAUUUUCUUCUCCCUGACUGUAGCCAUUGCAGAAUGCAUCCUUAUAACUCUCAUGUGCUUUGAUCGUUAUAUGGCUAUAUGUGAUCCUCUCCGAUACCCAGUCAUCAUCAAUCCUAAGGUUUGCUUACAGAUGAUUGCCAUGUCUUGGGCUGGAGGGGCACUUACUUCCCUGGGCCACACUGCUUUUACCUUGCAUUUUAAUAUCUGCAGCCCCAGAGAGAUUCCCCUCUUCUUCUGUGAAGUCAUGGCUAUGCUUAAGAUCGUCUGUGAGGAUAUCACAGCCUAUGAGAAGGCAGUGGUGAUAACAAGCAUCGUUGUUCUGCUGCUGCCCUUAUCUCUUAUCUUGUCUUUCUAUGUUCUCAUCUUCCUUGCUGUACUCCGAAUGAACUCACCAGAAGGCAGGAACAAGGCUCUGGCCACCUGCUCCUCUCAUCUCUGUGUGGUGGGUCUCUAUUUUGGUCCAGGUAUGUGCAUCUACAUGAGACCCGGUUCUGCCAAGACUCCAAAGUUGAAUGAGGGUCUCUUUCUGUUUGGAACUGUCCUCACUCCACUCCUAAAUCCUCUUGCCUACAGUCUUAGGAACAAGGAAGUUCUAAGUGCACUGAAAAAGUUAAUGGGGGAGGUGUCAGUCCUCCAGGUAAAUGGCAGAAAUCCCAUUAUCACCCAUAGGCAAAACAAAGAUGCACCAGCAAAGGGGCAUUUUAUCAGUUAA